CAUUAUUAUAAUACAUAUUUAGGGUGGAGUUUGCAUUGAUUUUUCAAAAAUGGAUCAAAUUCUGGAGACAAAUUUAGAAGAUUUUGAUGCUAAAGUACAAUCAGGAGUGACAUGGAGAACUUUAAAUGAUUAUUUAAAACAAACAGGACUCUGGUUUACUGUUGAUCCAGGAGCAGAUGCUUCGUUGGGUGGUAUGACUAGCACUGGUGCUUCAGGAACAAAUACAGUUCGUUAUGGUACAAUGAAACAAAAUGUCAUAAAUUUAGAGAUAGUUUUGUCUGAUGGCACCAUAUUCCAUACUGCUGGAAAAAAUCGGAGAUCAAGAAAAUCAUCUGCUGGAUAUAACUUAACAGAUUUAUUUAUUGGAUCAGAAGGGACUUUAGGUUUUAUAACAGAAGUUACAGUGAAAUUACAUGCAGUGCCAGAAAUGUUUGAUGGAAUUCAGUUUCCUGACACAGAAAUAUUAAUUUUAUUGAAUGUUCCCANUGCAGUUUGGAAUCUCCGUUAUGCAAAUUUGAAAUAUAUUUCGAUUGAUAAUUCGAUCCUGAUGAAGGUUUGGGAAAUAGCAAAAACUCAUGGUGGAUCAGAAUUUAUUUGGGCUAAAGACAUGGAAACAAGAAACAAACUGUGGAAAGCCAGGCAUCAAUUAUUUUAUGCUACUUUAGCACUGAAACCUGGUAGUAAGAGUGUUGUAACAGAUUGUUGUGUUCCAAUCUCACAUCUAACAGAAUUAAUUGUAGAAACUAAACAAGAUAUAAAGAAUUCAGGUGUUAUAGGACCAAUUUUAGGCCAUGUUGGUGAUGGAAAUUUUCAUUCAAUAUUACUUUUUAAUCCUGAAUCUGAAGAAGAACUUGAAAAAGCUAAAAAAUUAUCAGUAGCUAUGGCUGAGAGAGCCUUGAAAUUAAAUGGCACAUGUACAGGAGAACAUGGAAUUGGAAUGGGGAAAAUCUCUCUCUUAGAAAAAGAAUAUGGUGAAAAUGGUAUAUCUGUCAUGAAACAACUCAAGAAAAGCUUAGAUCCAAAAAAUAUCAUGAAUCCCAAAAAAGUAUUUUAUGAUUUUUAAAUAUAGAAACUAAAGGUAAUUUCUUUAAUUUCAUAGUAAAUUAUUAUUGUUGAUGAAUGUGAAUAGUAUGUAUUUUAUAAAUACUAGGAACAAUUAUCUGAGUGUACUAGAUAUCAUGCAAGCUAGUCAUUUUAAUCUCAGAUGUUUUAAAUAAAUGUUAUAUUGUGAUAUAUUCUAUAAAUAGUAAGUUUGAUGUCUUGUUAAAUAAUAAAUUAAAUUAUUGCUAUGCAGAUAAAUGAUGGUAAAAAAUAUUUAGAUAAUUAUGACGUUGUGCAUUUGUAUACUAAAUGUUAACAUUGAAUAGACAAUGAAAUAAUUUUCUUGCCUCUGCAUAUAAAAGUACUAUUGUUGCAAUAAAAAACUUAUAAGGCUAUUGUUUGGGAAAAUAUUCCCAUUUGAAAUUAUACUAAAAGUUAAGUUUGAAAACUGAGUUUGUUUUUAUAUAUAAUGUUAUGCAUGAAAUGAUAUUUUUAAUUUUCACUUUAAUAGUUUAAGAUUAUCUGAUUUUAAAGAUAUCUAACCUUGAAUCUGAUCUGAUUAAAUGUACUUGCUAUCUUUUUCACAAGAAACAAUCUUUAAUAUGGAUAUUUUUUUAAGCAAUUUAUGUGGAGAAUAAUAUUUUUUUUAUAUAUUUUUUCAAAAUGCAAUCAGAGAUCCAAGGAGUG
Messenger RNA from Centruroides sculpturatus (bark scorpion), 1728 nucleotides. RefSeq names its product probable D-lactate dehydrogenase, mitochondrial. The record is from RefSeq and is a predicted model, not a curated record. The transcript has 8 exons. Gene Ontology annotation, cellular component: mitochondrion. NCBI's taxonomy places the organism in Eukaryota, Metazoa, Arthropoda, Arachnida, Scorpiones, Buthidae. Gene Ontology annotation, molecular function: D-lactate dehydrogenase (cytochrome) activity; D-lactate dehydrogenase (NAD+) activity; FAD binding. Gene Ontology annotation, biological process: lactate catabolic process. Bases 50 to 1063 code for a protein of 337 amino acids.